Messenger RNA from Pristis pectinata (smalltooth sawfish), 6794 nucleotides. RefSeq names its product solute carrier family 16 member 10 (gene slc16a10). The transcript has 6 exons. Lineage: Eukaryota; Metazoa; Chordata; Chondrichthyes; Rhinopristiformes; Pristidae. Gene Ontology annotation, molecular function: monocarboxylic acid transmembrane transporter activity. Gene Ontology annotation, biological process: transmembrane transport. The coding region runs from base 152 to 1714 and encodes 520 amino acids. The record is from RefSeq and is a predicted model, not a curated record.
UCUGUUGGGUUUGUGAUUGUGAAAGGUCCUCGCAUGGGGAGCUUUCUGCCGCCUUUACCGCUGUGAUAGAGGCUGGGCUGGGUUCAGGGCGCUGCUAGCGGCUCGGGCUGAGCCGAUGGUGUUUGAUCUGCAGCCGGGACGCAGCUGAGACAUGAGCGAGAGCCUGGAGACAGGAUCCGGGGGUCAGCACCAAGGGGAGGGAAGCGACGGCGUGUCGGCCCGUCAGCCUCUGUCAGAGAGCAAGGAGCCGCUGAACGGCGAGGCGGGGGCGGACCCGGAGACCCGGCUGUGUCUGACGGGGGGAGAGUCCGCACACAACCAUGACCCCGGUGGCGGGCCUCCCUCUGCCCCCGACCCGGCGACGGUUCCCGGGCAGUUCGUGCCUCCCGAGGGGGGCUGGGGUUGGGUGGUGAUGUUUGCUUCCAUGUGGUGUAACGGCUCGGUCUUCGGCAUCCAGAACGCUUUCGGGCUGCUGUUCGUGUCCCUGCUGGAAAAUUUCGGGGACAAAGAGGACAAACACCUGCAGUUUAAGACUGCAUGGGUAGGCUCUGUGUCCAUGGGAAUGAUCUUCUUCUGCUCCCCUAUUGUGAGUGUUUUCACGGACUUGUAUGGAUGCAGGAAAACCGCCAUUGCCGGAGCUGCUGUGGCUUUCAUCGGGCUCAUUGGAAGUUCAUUUGUUACAUCCCUGGGGCCCAUGUACUUUACAUAUGGAAUCGUGUUUGGCUGUGGAUCUUCGUUUGCCUACCAACCAUCUCUUGUGAUUCUGGGACAUUAUUUCAAGCAGCGCCUGGGACUGGUGAAUGGGAUUGUCACAGCAGGCAGCAGUGUUUUCACCAUCGUCCUGCCCUUGCUCUUAAAACAGUUACUGCCAAAGAUUGGGCUCAGCCAUACAUUGCGUGUCCUCAGUGCCUUCAUGUUUGUGCUGCUUCUGGCGGGAUUUACCUACAAACCCCUCUUGCCAGUGGAGGCCAACAGUAAAUCCUCAAAACAAAAACUCAACAUCAGAAAGGUCUUCAAUGUGAAGAUAUGGAAAUUCCUCGGGUACCGCAUCUGGGCUCUUGGAAUCCCAACUGCACUCUUCGGAUACUUUGUGCCUUAUGUUCACCUUAUGAAGUAUGUGGAAGAAACUUUUAAACUGCAAAAUGAAGAAGUUCUGCUGAUGUGCAUUGGGAUCUCCUCUGGGGUCGGGCGAUUGGUGUUUGGCAGGGUAGCGGAUUACCUACCUGGCGCAAAUAAAGUUUUCCUUCAGGUGGCCUCGUUCUUUGUGAUCGGCCUGAUGUCCAUGAUGAUUCCCGUUUGCCAAGGUUUUGCUGGGCUCAUCGUUGUUUGCCUUUUCAUGGGUUUAUUUGAUGGCUGCUUCAUCUCAAUCAUGGCCCCCAUUGCCUUUGAGCUUGUGGGUUCAGAGAAUGUGUCCCAGGCAAUAGGAUUCCUUCUCGGGCUGAUGUCUAUACCAAUGACAUCUGGACCGCCAAUUGCAGGUUUUCUGCGCGACUCUCUGGGAAACUACAACCUGGCCUUCUACCUGGCUGGUGUGCCGCCGCUGAUUGGAGGAGCAAUCCUUUGUACCAUCCCGUGGAUCCAGUAUAGGAAACGCAAGCAACAGGAAAUGCAGGUGGCAGAAGAAACCACAACCAAGAUGCUGGAUCAGAAUUCCACAAAGGUCGUCGUGCCUGGCAGCGGUGAGCCUCAGAAAGAAUGUGCAACCACUAUUUGACAGCAACUUUCCACUACUCAGACUGACGAUGUUUUAAGGUUUUACAAAUUAUUUUACGUGAAGUUUUCUUUUUAUCACAACAAAUCUGAACUGUUAGGAAUCCACGGGAAGGAAAGCAAAGGCAAAUCAAUGCCAAUGAGAAAAUAAAAAAAUUAUAAUUCUGUUUAGAGAAGGACUUUAAGUCAUGCGGGAUAAGUUGCACAUUCAGCUAUUUUUGUUUUCUAAUUUAACUUUCUGAAGUUUCAUAUUAUUCUACAAUCCAAGCUAAGUUUGUAAUAGUACCACUGCUGAUCUGGUUAUACAUGAUGGUUGCCUCCAAGCAUACUGAGGAGAGACCAAUUAAAAAGAGCUGCAACAUCCUCAGGAACAUUCGGUCCUGUCUGUGAUCUACCAGUGAGAAGCUAUUUUUAUCUGGAAGCCACAUUUUUAAGUUUUCAAAGUGAGUAUAUUGUCAAUGAUUUGUUCUUGCAAACAUUUAAGCUCCAUAAAUUUAGAAUGCUAAAUAUUGUUGAGGAAUUGUCCAGGGUCUCAACAUGGCUCCUUGCUCCCAGUAGCCUCGGGAUAACUGGAAAUCCCUGAUUUGGUUUUAUUUUCCAAUGUAACUCUAUAUGAUUUUCAAAGUGUUAGCACUGACCUCUCCCAGUGGGAGAAGGAGUGGUUAGUGGUGAGCAAUGAAUAUUGCUGGAUUAUGAGAUGGUGAGCAGGGCUGCAUAUGGUGGUCACAAGAGGCUGUUCAAUGCUUCAGAUGGUUGAAAACCUCAUAUAACACCACCACAGUACUUCGCUCCCUGCUUCCCACCAGAGCCCACUGCCAUUGGUCUUAUUUGAGCAGUGUUUGUUUUUAGCAUAAGUGCAGCUUUUAAAGUGCAGGUGCUAUUCUGAAAGAAACUCGCUUCAGGUCUGAGUUCUGACUGAGAGCAGGCUUAUCCUAGCAUGCAGGGUUGGUGACAACAGUGGCAGUUAACAUUCAGCCACGCCGUGCAGUGCACAAAAUGAGCCAGGUUGCACACCAGCCAUUAUCUCACUGAAGGGAGAACAGGCUGGAGUGGUGAGCUGUCCCACUGCUGUUCCCAUCUUCUGCGGCCCUGCCAGUGAGGCUGCCCCAGCCAUUGUGGAGCAGCUUGUGCACGGAUAGAACCAAUGCUGGAAUCACUGGCUGCUAUAAAAAUGCAGCCGAGAAAAUUUGAUGUGGAACAAGACUGGGAAACCACUACUUCCACAUGGAUUAAAAUGAAGGGAUGCAAACUUUAUUGUGACCAAACUACUUUUAUUAAGGUAACACAGUUGACUCACUAAAACGUUUACACAGAACUAUCAGUUGGGCAUUCAUUGUAGCAGCAGCAGUCAAUUUCAUAAUUUAUAAUAUGCAAGUCACUUGAUUCUUUGAAGACCUUGUUUUUCUGUUGUAGUUUUGUAGCAAUUUGCUGUUUUAUUCGAGGUAAGCAAAGUUUUUAGAUUGGGUACAGGCUUUGAGGUUCAUCUUCCCCUGGUCCCACCCAAGCCUCAGCCCACCACUCUACCCUCCCCAACUUUACCUCUAGAAUGCCGCUGAUGUAUUUUAGUCUCACAAAUAGGUUUGGUAUUGUUGUGAACUUGUUGUCUGACAUAACUGACCCAUACACUUUCUGAACAGUCCCCAUACAGCAUCAAUAGACUACCUCAUCUGAUUUGUGCAAUGCAGUUACUGCAAAGUGAAGCAUUUCAUUAAAGUAACGAAUGACUGUGAGUGCACAAGAUGUUAGAUUGGGUGGGGAGGAGGAGAGCAAGUUUUUUUUUGUGUCUGUCUCCACACUUGCAUUACAGCCCAGUAUUUAUCCCUGGCAGAACUGGAAUUGGUCCAAUUUUCUGCAAUUGCAUCGUAAGCACUGUAUUGCACACUGAUUAUUUCUUACUCCUCAGACCAUCCGACUGACAUGAGUCUCCCCUAUAGAUCACCUGCCAGAAGGUGAAAGGGACAAUCAGAAGCUACAGAUCUUCAAAAACUUACUAGGUAGAAAAUAACUCUACACUGCUGUGCGAUGUCAUCUGUUGCACUGGCAUGUUCACAGAUGGCCCAGAGUGCACAAGUUUCUUUAAUACACUAGACUUUUGUUUCAUUACCUCCCCCAAACAACUCUUUCUGAGAUUUGUACAGUUCUUAAAUUUUUGUUUUUAAAUUAACUUAUAUAUUACUGAAGUUCUGCUUUUUAAGUUAGUAUCUAACAUAUUCCAAUGUACAUUGGCAUCUAUAGACAGUAGACAAUAAAAUUCACCAAUGUUGGAUGGGAACAUGUGGAUAUCUCACCCUUGCUGAAUCUAUCCUGGGACUUGAACCACGAUAUUUGAGUUCAUCUCAUAUGAAGUGUAAAGGCAGAAUACACCAAAAACGGAUACCAGCAACUCUCAUCUAAUUGAACGUGCGGACUCAAGGGACAGAGUGCUCCUGUAUUCUUUGAUGAUCCCAGCACACUCAUAUCAUCAGUUUUGGGCCUGCUGUGGAGAGUCCUUUCUCGCUGCCCUCCCAAGCUGCUCCCUUCAAUUUGCCUGGGACUCUGUUCUCACAUCCUGUUCCAAUCUUUAACCUCUCGUUGACUCCAAAUCCAAAAAUCUUGCCCUGAACACACUUGCCUAGUGUAACCUUACCUAAUCCAUCACUGCACCCUCCCAACACCAUUCAUCCCAGCUCUUACCUUGGGAUCUUUCUGUUCACCUCCCCAGCGCUCUUACAAACCAAAGCUUAUAGCCAUCUUGGGACUACUCUUUGGAAUUCCUUCCAUUAGCCUCUUUAUCCCUGCACUUAAGACCGUGCUUUCAGUCAGCUUUACACCACCUUAAGCUCAGGCCCUGCUACAGAAAAGCCCCUUGGAUGAUUAAUUGCAGGUCACUUUGCAGGCAUGACAUGUUAGAGGACACCUAACACCUGCAGAUGGUGUGAGCAAUGCAAACAACAUCAACCAUAUUCCCCCUUAUGCCUGAGGCAGGCUUGUGGCUUUAUGUAAUCCAACCAAUCCAAUCUCAACGAUGCCAGUGCACCUCCUGCACUUGUACUAGAGUGCAGUCUAACUGCAGUGCAGGAUCUCAGCACAAAUGACUGCAAGAGGUUAAAUAUUUUCAGUGUUUUUACUUUUAUUUAAACAGUUACCAUUUUGAAACCUAGCCUUGGGGUGAGUUUUACUUUGGUGAGAGGUUGCCACAAAUUGCAACAUUCCAUACAAGAAGAGUUUUGUUUUAGAUGUAUUCAAUGAAGAAGCAAAUAAUUACUUGUUUUCCAAUGUGUAGACUGUACCAGAAAUCCUAGAGCAUUUCAAAGUCUGUGUCUUAACUGCCCGGGAAAUUAAAAAUGGUAAUUGAUGAGGUUCCUAGACCUACCCAGGUGAUCUUUGGAGACUAGCUGUAGUUAUGAAAGGAUUGUUCCCAAUUAAUAUGGUUCCACAUGGAAGCAGCAAACCAGCAACCUGUGUUUGGAAGAGAACAGGAGGUCUCAUCCUAGCAAAUGCAAGUCUUUCUAACUUCGGUGACUGGUAAAUAAUAUCAGUCACACUAAGCAGUUUGAAACUCAAUUUAAGCUGCCAGGGAGAAGGGUAGAAGUCUUCUCCCGCUUUGAGGAAGUUCUAAACAGAACAGAACGCAGAUGUUGCUCAUAUUAAGUGGGUGUUGUACCACGACCCCAACAUUAUUUUGUAUUGCACAAUGGACUAUUCUGGCAAACAUGAAGUCACAAGGCAGAGGGUGAUGAUUUCUGCCAUGGGUGAAUGCAUGAUCCCACGAUAGGUUGGCAGCACCAAGAGGCCACAUAUUCACCUGCUUUUGCAUCUGCACAGAAGUGCAAGUUUGAGGUGUGCUGGUAUCUGAGGAUUUUUCUCUGUGCAUGUUAGUGUGGAAUAUCUUUAUGAUGUUAUCAGAAAGCAUAGAGUGUGACAGUUCAGACCUUUACAUAGAUGCUAAAACCAAUUACAGUGUUGUGCAGGCAGCCAGAGUUUGGCAUUUCAGGGUCUCCAUUCUAGUUAUGUUCUCAUCCAUCCAGAAGCUUAAAGACUGGAGUAUAAUGACAACAACUGUGUUGGAAUAACUCAGAUUACUUUUAAUCUGACAUUUUAAGGAGCUCAUUGCUGAUCUAUUCCUAAAUGUUAUAGAGAUGCACUUGACUCUUUGUAACGUUAUUGUCAAGUGUUGCAGUAUCAUUUAGAUGUUUGAAAUGCUCUGUCAUGCCUUUAGCAGUGGAACUGGUUUCCACACUGAUAAUAUUUUACUUUGCAUCCAUUUAGGAAUUUUGCUUUAUGUAUAAAAGUCCUGAAUUAUGUGCAGGUCCUGUUGAAAUUACUUGUUAACCCUUUCUCAAAAGCUAUGCAGCUGUCGUCAGUUAUUUUGAAUUACUGUUUGAUCAAGAAGAUACGCACUUUGAUCAAGCAAAUUCUCUCUGUAAUUUGUUUUCUUUUGCUUUUCCUUGACAUUCUCAUUGUCAAAAGCUGCAGUGUUGUGAACACCUGUCAUCGUGUUUAUUAGAUCUGUAGUGGGUUCCUGACCUAUCCACACUGACGAUGAAGGUGCCAAUCAUUAAUGUGCCCCAAAAUUACCAGCAAUGUGUUCACUAGGCCUUGAGUUAUUUGCUGAACUCCACAUUCAGAUAAGAGUUCAGGGCAUAAGUUGCAGGGAACUCCCUGAAAGUGAAAGACUGAAUUUGUCACUCAAUCAUUAAUUAAUUGUUGCUUCUUUGCUAUUAUGCGAAGUUUGAAUCUGCUAAUGCAAGUUUUAGGAAAAAUCUAUUAUAUACAAUGUAUAAUUGCAAUAACUUUAAUAAAAAUAAGUUUACAAGGGAAGCAGAUUAUUGAUCAGAUUCUCCAUGUACUGGUAAAAUCGUUUACCAGCUCUGUUUUCAGCAUGUGUUGUAAUGUGCAGUGCUCAAAUCAUCUUUGUAAAUCAUACCAUAUAUCAUCUCCACAUCUAUGAAUUCUUUUUCAUUGACUUUUCAAAAAUCCAAACGUGUGAAGAACAAUCUGUUUAAGAGCAAAUGGAAUUCAAGGAACUUUUCAACCAAUGUUUCCAGUUUUUAAAAGAAUCACCUCUGAAUUAAAAAUAUGCAAUAAAAUAAUAUUUGAAGUUC